UGCCGUUCUUUAGUCGUCGCGACUCGUCUCUCUCUCUCUCUCUCGGCAGUGAGUUAGCUGUCUGCCUGCCAGUCCUCUGCCCUGCCUCCUUCCUGACUGAGUGAAGAGCCCUGUCAUUGACUCAUCCCAUUCUUUAUAAGGAGGCGUUAAUAAUGCGAGACCGCUUGGCGUAGUACUGGAACCAGCCAGCCAGCCUGAACAGACCUUAACAGACAGACGCCGUCAAACCACCGGACGGACUGAAGCUAGCCUCAACAGCCACAGACAGAGAGCAGAGCAGAGGGGACUGGGAAGGAUGUCAGUCUGACGGGGACAGAGACUGUUGUCCUGUUUUAUUCUCAAUCUUCAAAAUACUUCCACCCCCUGGAUGGUGUUCAGCAGCAGGACACAGCUGCUUGUGGAGUAUGGGUACAACUGCCAGCACUGCGCCACAACCCGUCUCUGUGUCAGGCUCCAUAUCCUCUGUAGCAGCACCCCACCAUCCUCCUCCGCUUGAGAGUAUCCAUGGCAACGGGAUGGCGAACAGCAGGCAGUCUCUCAACACGAGCUCUUCCCAGAUGGUGAACAUCCACGGCAGCAAGGCCAAGUCCAUCAUCACUAACAAGGUCGCACCCGUCGUCAUCACAUAUAAUUGCAGACAGGAAUUUCAGAUCCACGAUGACCUCCUCAGGACAAACUACAAAGUGGGCCGGAUAUCAGACUCAAUGCCCGAACACUACUUGGUUCAGGGUGAGUUCUUCCUGGUCCAGGACGUGUACAGCAAGGCUGAUGUCCUGAACACUACAGGCAGCUACGGAGCGCCAAACUACCGCCAGGUGAAAGGAAGCUACCCGCUCUACGGCAUGGGCCAGCCCAGCCUGAAUGGCUUCAAACAGGUCCUCCAAAGGUUACAGAGUCAAGGGCAUGAGGAGGUGAUGUUCUUCUGUGUGCGAGAGGAGCCGGUGGUGUUCCUGCACCUGGAGGAGAACUUUGUUCCGUACACCCCCCGGAGGAAGGAGAACCUCCAUGAGAAUCUCCAUGGCCUGGACAAGGAGGAGACGGUGGAGACCCUGGAGCUCACCAUCAGGAAGGAGCUCCACGACUUUGCCAAAAUGAAUGAUAACGUGUUCUACGUGUAUAACGAUAUCGAGCACUUCAAGGGCGAGCCCCAGAAGAUGACCAUCACCUGUGAGGAGGACAUCCAUGUGACAGAGGAGGUCUAUAAGAGACCGCUGUUCACCAUGCCACUCUACAGGUACUACCGACUGCCACUACCGAUGGAGGGAGCGCCUCUAGAGGAGGAUUUUGAUGCCUUUGUUAGUGUUCUCAGGGAGAGCCCCAACCUGUCAUUGAGAAGGGAUGUUUCCAGGCCUCUGCCUGCCCUGUUGUUCAGCUGUCAGGUGGGGGUAGGGAGGACCAACCUAGCCAUGAUCCUGGGGACCCUGGUCCUCAACCACCUGAAGACCACCCAGGAACCACCACAAGUGGAGGAGGCAGAAGCCAAGCCCCUGUUCCAAGUCAUUCAGACCCUCAUCGACAAACUACCUGAAGGACAACAGGUCAUGGAAGAGGUUGACCAAGCGAUCGCCCUGUGUUCAGAAAUGCACAACAUAAAAGAAGCAAUAUACGAAAAUAAGAAGAAACUUGAAGCGAUCGGAGAUGAUUAUCAAAUUCAGGGAAGCACAACCAAAGACUACUUUCUCCACAGAGCCAUACAGAGCCUGGAACGGUAUUUCUACCUGAUUGUGUUCAACGCAUACCUUCAUGAACAGUAUUCUCUUGGCUUUGCGUCCAACUUCAGCCAGUGGCUGUGUGCUCACGCCUGGGUGUACCGCCUGCUGGCCUGUAUGGACCUAUCAGAACUCUCCGCUCCGCCCGAUCUCGUCACCAAGGGAGCCCGCGUUUUGGUUGCUCAUGAGUACCUGUCUCCAGACAUACUCAGCACAGUGAAGGAGAUGAAGGUGGCUAACUUCAGAAGAGUCCCCAAGAUGCCCGUCUACGGCAUGUCACAGCCUACAUCAGAGGCGACGGGUGCGGUGCUGACCCACCUGACGGAUGAGAAGAGGAAGUACAGCCACGUGCUGUGGGUCAACCUGCAGGAGGAGCUGGUUCUGGAGGGGAACGGACAGGUCUUCACUCCCAGAGAGCCUUCCUGUCUGGAGCAACACAUCCCUGUCCCCGCCACAGACCCCACACACAUAGAGAAACUAGAGACCGCCCUGGGAGAGGAGGUUCAGAGAGCCCAGAAGUGGCUGGAGGUGUCUCUGGAGCAGGAGAAACAGAUGAAGAUGUUUAAAACCUGUCUGACGGUCCAGGAGGUCUUCAACCAGUACAAGAGAACACACCAGGGACUGCUGUAUAAACGCAUCCCUCUGUCAGACUGCUGCGCCCCCAAGGAGGAGGACUUUGACCAGCUCAUGGAGGCCAUGAAGAGUACCUUGGCAGAGGACUCUCACUCAGCCUUCGUGUUUAACUGCUCCAACGGCAAGGGAAGAACUACCACAGCCAUGGUCAUAGCUGCCCUCACUCUCUGGCACUUCAAUGGGUUUCCUGAGUUCGGUGAUGAUGAGCUUGUCAGUGUUCCUGAUGCCAAGUACACAAAGGGAGAAUUCAAGGUGGUGAUGCAGCUAGUUAGACUGCUGCCGGACGGUCACCGGAUGAAGAGGGAGGUAGACAUGGCUUUGGACUCUGUCAGCGAGACCAUGACCCCCAUGCAUUACCACCUCAGAGAGAUAAUCAUCUGUACCUAUAGACAGAUUAAAAGUGGUAAGACUGAGAAGGAGGUGCAGCAGCUGCUUCUGAAGAGCCUCCAGUAUCUGGAGCGAUACAUGUACCUCAUCCUCUUCAACAGCUAUCUGCACCUGGAGAAGAAGGACUCCUGGCAACGAUCCUUUACCGCCUGGAUGCAACAGGUGGCAGCCAGGGCUGGGGUGUACGACCUUCUCAACCAGCUGGGUUUCUCCGAGUUUGAGAACCUUCGGGACACGCCACUCGCUAGGCUCCGCUGCCGCUGGCAACGACAGAACGUCCAAUCACGCCCCUACAGGGGGGUGUUCAUCUGAGCUGAGGAGAGAUCACUGUGAACUGCCAAACUAUGUCUGCUUCUGAAAUGACACUCUAUUCCCUAUACAGGGCUGGGAUUAGAGGGCCAUUUUAAUGCAACCUAUGUCCUCCUGUGCUCUUCUUUUUGAUAGUUUUAAAAUGUAAUAAUGCUUUUUUUUUUUUUUUAUGUAAUAAUGCUUUGUUUUUUAAAAAUGUAAUAAUGCUUU
Molecule: messenger RNA, 3248 nt
Organism: Coregonus clupeaformis (lake whitefish)
Lineage: Eukaryota; Metazoa; Chordata; Actinopteri; Salmoniformes; Salmonidae
Gene: pald1a
Product: phosphatase domain containing paladin 1a
Exons: 20
Coding region: 405-3041 (878 amino acids)
Source: RefSeq, a predicted model, not a curated record